AUGAAAUUGUUUAGUUUUUUAAAAAGAAAAACAAAUAAUCUUCAUCAUAUCACAUACUCAAAUAAUGAUGAAUAUCACGGUAUCUAUAAUGUGAUAUAAUAUAGGGGAAAUGAAGGAAAGCUUAAAACAUGGAGAAGGAGUCUACAAAUUUGAUAAUGGUAAUAGGUAUGAAGGUGAAUGGUAUAAAAAUCAAAAACAUGGAAAAGGGAAGUAUUAUUAUAGCAGUGGGGAAUUAUAUAUUGGGCAAUGGAAAGAAAACAAGAAAAGUGGUCAUGGCUAACAUUUUGGUUUACAUGGCGAUAGAUAUGUUGGACAAUGGUCAAAUAACUACAAGCAAGGUAAGGGAACAAUAUUUUAUAGAGAUAAUUCAAUUUAUUCCGGUAACUAAAAUAUAUAAUUGUAAGGGGAAUUUUAAGAAAACAAAAAAAAUGGUCCCGGUUACUUCUACAGCUCUAUCACAAAGGAGUUGAGAUUUUAAAUAUUUGAGAAUGACAAAUUGGUUGAAUAAAGUCCAGUUGAGAAAGUUCCAAAUGAAUUUGAAAAUGUGUUUUCUGCUUAUUUAGUGCAUGAUAAUCAUAUUAAACAUCUUCAGUCCUAACCCAAUAAAUCUGAUGAAAAUCAUUUGAUUCAACUAGACGCACAUGGAUUUGAAACACUUCAAGCUUUAAAUGAAACUGUUACUGUGAAAGGAAACAAAAAAAGUAUUAAAUUAUUUAUAUAUAUAUAAAUUAGUGUAGGAUUGGAAUACUGACGAAGUUUGUGCAUGGUUGGAAUGCUUAGGUCUAUCCCAAUAUAAGGAGAACUUCUAGAAAAAUCAUAUGUUAGGAGAAAUCCUACAUAAUUUAACAGAUAAGGAAUUGAAAGAAGAAUUAGGCAUUCACAUACUCGGACAUAGAAAAUAAAUCUUCUAAUAAAUUAAUAUGCACAAAAAAUACUACAUUAAAACCAUGUGCAGUUAAAUCUAAAAGACAGAAAGUGAAAAUUCAGCGGAUUAAUCUUCAAAAUAUGAUCAAUUGUUUUCUAUCAUUCAAAAGAUUGAGUCUACAAAAACUAUAGGAAAGGAAACCAAGAAUCAAAAAUUAAAGAAAUAAAAGUAAAAAUCUACUUAAGGAUCGGAAGAAAAACAAUCUUCUCCUUUCUUUUAAAACAAAUAAUCUCCAAAAUAAGGUAAUUAAGGUUAAAUUCUAAAAACAGAGGAUAAUUGUAAUAUUAAUAAUUUCAUUGUUGACAACUUGGAUAGAUCAGAUUCUUCAGGAGAAAAUUCGUUCUGUUCAAUUGAAAAUUAAUAAACUCAGUUAAAUGCAUAGAAGAAUUAUCAGAAAAUUUUAGAUAAGGGUUACUAAAAUGCCUAAGAAGAUCAUUUAUAAUAGAAACAUUAAGAAAGGAUAAUGAGUUUAUUGAAAGACUUAGGAAUUAAUGAAAAGUUGCUAAUCAAUUUUUAAGAAAUCAAAUAAGGAACACAAAUUGGAGAAGGAAAUUAUGGAAUAGUUUUUAAAGGAAAUUGGCUUGGAUAAGAUGUGGCCAUCAAAUCAUAUUGUUAGAAACAAGACUAAUCUAAAAAUAAAUAAACUAUGGCUGAUUUCCUAAAGGAGGUCCAAGUUAUCUCCGAAUUGAGGCAUCCAAAUAUUGUGCUUUAUAUGGGAGUUUGCAUCAAAAGGCACAACUUUUAUCUAAUUACAGAGUACUAUUUAUUUAAAUUGUUAGAUAUAUGGAGAAUGGUAGUUUGUAUGAUCAUAUUCAUAAAAAAAAAUCAAAAAAUCUAAACUUUGUUCAUAUUAUAGAGGAUAUAGCUCUAGGAAUGUAUAAUCUUCAUGGAAGAGGUAUUAUGCAUUGUGACUUGAAAUCUUCAAAUGUGCUAAUUGAUUCAGAUUGGAAUGUUAAGCUUUGCGAUUUUGGAUUAUCAAGGAUUAAGACCAAGAAAACAAAAAGUACUAUUGGAACUUCCUAUUAAAUGGCUCCAGAAAUAAUGAGAGGAGAGCCUUACACUGAAAAAUCAGAUGUAUUUUCUUUUGGAAUGAUUUUAUGGGAAAUUAUGACUGGUAAAAUUCCAUAUCAGAACUUAUCCAUAACUUAAAUUAUAGAAACAGUCGGUUGGGGACAUAAUCUUGUUGAAAUUCCCUAACAAAGUAAUCCUCCAAUUUUGGCAAUUCUCGCUAAAGAUUGUCUUUAAAAGGAACCAUCUUAAAGACCCAAUUUUGCAAGGAUUGUUGAAAGAAUUUAAUAAAGCAAAAAUAAUAAGUGUCAUAACAAAGAAAAAGCUAAGAAAUUAUUGAUUGACUUUUUAUAAAAUUGA
Paramecium octaurelia is the source of this 2293-nucleotide messenger RNA. The record is from the annotation of a GenBank genome assembly. Lineage: Eukaryota; Ciliophora; Oligohymenophorea; Peniculida; Parameciidae.